Nelumbo nucifera (sacred lotus) is the source of this 1003-nucleotide messenger RNA. The record is from RefSeq and is a predicted model, not a curated record. Lineage: Eukaryota; Viridiplantae; Streptophyta; Magnoliopsida; Proteales; Nelumbonaceae.
UUCUUCGAUCUUUGUUCGUUGUCUUCUUCGGUUCUUUCCAAAGGCAAAGAAACCAACGACUCCAAUUGGGCAAAGCUUGAUAUAUAGAGCCCAACAAAACUGCAUUCGCAUGCUGUUUGUUUGAUAAUCACGUCUCUUCGAUCUUUGCUUGCAUCGAAGGUGGAAGAAGCUUUAUUUAGUGGCUACAGCUGAUCGAUACUCGAAGAAGUUGCCAAGAUUGGAAAAGAGAAAGACUUACAGUGGAAUGGGGUCUAGGGUUUUUUCGGCUCCAGAACUUCCAAAUCUUAUCGUUGGCUUGCAGGUACCUCUGCAAGAGUUGAAGAUGGAGCUAUUUAGACAAGGUGUAAAGGUGGUUGGAAUAUGUGCUCCUGGUGGAUGUGGCAAGACAACCUUGGCCGCGAUGCUUUGCCAAGACGACCAAGUCGGACGCUUCUUCAAAGAUCACAUCUACUUUUUAAGUAUUUCAAGCUCACCCAGCUCGAAGGUGAUCAUGCAGAGGUUAUUUGAAAUGGUUAACGGGUUUCCGUCCCCCGAGUUCCAAGAUGAAGAUGAUGCAUGUAAGCAGGUGGAAGACCUGUUGAUGCAGAAGAAACAAGAAAACAUGUUGUUGGUCCUAGAUGAUGUUUGGUCCGAACCAGUCCUUCAGAAGCUUCUCUUCAGAAGAUUAGAUGAAUAUAAGAUGUUGGUCACGUCAAGGACUGCACUCCAAUCGUUUGAUUCUGUGUAUCAUCUGAAAACUUUGAGAAACAGAGAUGCCGUGACUCUCUUUUACCAUCACUCCGCGUUCCUGCAGGGCGAAUAUGGCAACAAUGACCAGCCACCUGCCGAACUUCUCGAAAAGGUGCUUUGUUCAUCUGCCAUCUACGCGGAUGCAUCACAUAUGAAUACUGUAAUGUUUGUCUGACUUGGACCAGAUCAGAUGGUUGAACCAUCAGAAUAGAGACCAGGAAACAAAGCCCUUUUUGGUUGUCCAGUCCUUGGAACUGUUUAAUUACUUGGUCAA